Aedes albopictus (Asian tiger mosquito) is the source of this 1488-nucleotide messenger RNA. RefSeq names its product ornithine decarboxylase. The record is from RefSeq and is a predicted model, not a curated record. NCBI's taxonomy places the organism in Eukaryota, Metazoa, Arthropoda, Insecta, Diptera, Culicidae. The transcript is spliced from 2 exons. The coding region runs from base 55 to 1353 and encodes 432 amino acids. Gene Ontology annotation, molecular function: ornithine decarboxylase activity. Gene Ontology annotation, cellular component: cytoplasm.
UUGUGCUACCGCCAAUCUACCGGUUAGUGCUACAAAAGCGACCCCCCAAACGAGAUGUGCUUCCUAAAAGAAGAUCGCCGCGGUGAAUUUACCCUGCUGCAGUCGCACGGCACGAUUCGAGAUGUGAUAGACGGACUGCUGAAAACGCCAGCCCCCGAAGAUCCUUUUCACGUGCUCGAUCUGGAUGACGUUGUGCAGAAGCAUGUGAACUGGCUGCGGCAGAUGCCGCGGGUCAAGCCGUUCUACGCCGUCAAGUGCAACGAUGAUCCGUAUAUUCUGGAGGCCCUCGCCUGCUUGGGAACUGGUUUCGAUUGCGCGUCGAAGGCGGAGAUCCGGAAAAUUCUGGACCUGGGAGUCGAACCGGAGCGAAUAAUCUUCGCUCAUCCGGUGAAAUCCAAGGAGGCGCUGCAAUUCGCCAAAGAGCAGCGGGUUACUAGGAUGACCUUCGAUAACGAAUUGGAGCUGGAGAAGAUUGCCCAGUUCUAUCCGGAAGCCGAGCUGGUUCUGCGAUUUCGGCACGAUUCAUCCAAGGUGUUGAUUUCGCUUGGGAAGAAAUUUGGAUGCGAUGCGGAAGAGGAAGGUUUGGUGUUGAUUCAGAAAGCCAAGGAGCUAGGACUUAAGAUUGUGGGUGUGAGUUUUCACGUUGGGUGUGGCAGUAACGAUGCCGAAUGCUACUACGAAGCGAUUAGGUUAGCCAAGUUGCUGUUUGACUUUGGGACCAGUGCGGGAUUUCAGUUCAAACUGGUGGACCUUGGUGGUGGAUUCCCGGGUGAUUCGGAUAAGACGAUCGACGGUUAUGCAGAAGUAAUUAAUCGAGCUUUGGAUCAAUUUUUCCCAAGCCAGUGCGGAGUCGAAGUCAUUGCUGAACCGGGACGGUAUUAUGCGGGAUCUGCGGUGAGGUUGUUCACCACAAUUCACGGGAAGAAAUUCGUAAAUGCUGAGGACGGCGAACGUCAUGUUAUGUAUUACAUCAACGAUGGAGUAUUUGGAACCCUUUUCGACUGGGUAAGUUUGAGGGCGGUUCACGACUUGGCUCGGGUAAUCCCCGUGAUUACUAGUGAUAAACAGGGGAAACCACUGCUGAAAACCACUAUUUGGGGACCAACCUGUGAUUCUACGGAUAUCGUUUGUGAAGAUGUGGAGUUCCCAGAUCAUGACAUCGGCGAGUACAUGCUGUUCGAGAACAUCGGCGCCUAUGGGAUAACAUUCGCUACCAACUUCAACGGCUUUCCAAGUCCCAGCAUCCGGGUGUAUGUGAAGGAGCAGACGUGGGCAACCUUAUCAAACUUGAAGUCAAUUGAAUGGACAAACAAGCCUCUGGAAGUAUUAGAAACACAUUUUCAACAAAAAUAAAGGUCAACCAAGUUGUGAUUGCAAAGCGUCUGUUUCUUGCUUUCACUACUAUCUACAACAGUCUUCUGUUUCUGGCGAAACAGGUUUUUAUGAUGUGGCUGAUCGAUAGUGAAUAAUAAACUAAGUUGAAACUGC